AUGAAGACAAGACCGGAAUUAGGUUGGUUGGUAGAAGAGUUUUGUGGUGGAGAAACUGCUUAUGAAGGUAAAGUUUGCCGUUCUUGUUUAGGAAAAAAACAAAGAGGAGAAGCCACCUCUUCUCAGGCACAAAACCAGCGAGCAACUGAUGAACCUCCAUUUUACAUGAACCGAGAUUAUGGAUUUAAAGAGAGCAGAAAAGUUAAUAGCAGUGGAAAAAAAAUACUACUUCGUGAAUUAAAUCGCAAACAGAAGACCAUGAAAGUUCAGGCUCUCAAUAAUCCUGGAGCAAGAUUAACUAGCACAAUUCCUUUUAGAAUAGUAGUUGCUUUUUUACUUCCGUUGGUAAUUUGGAUUUAUAGUUUAGUAAGAUUUUUUGGUGCCAAAGGAGAAACUGAACGAUUAGAGACUGAAAUUAGGGAAUUGGAAGGAAGUGAACCCGACCUGCAAGUAAAUCUUGGAGAACAACAAAGGCAACAAGUCCGAGAAGUAACUUCCCAACUAGUAGGAAACAUCCUUGAUAAUCAAAACAAUUUUAGUCAGUUGACUACUAACCCAAAUGGGGCAAGACGAAAUAUUGAUGAGAUAGAGGAAAUAUUUUUAUCGGGUAGUCUUAACCAACAACCCCAAUCUCCUACUACACCAGCGCCAACUCAAAUUACUAAUUCGCUUUCUUUUGAAUUAUUAGAGGAGCAUUUAAAAUUAAUUCAAGGAUUAAAGACAAUUAGAGAAUUAUUUGAGAAAUAUAGUCAAAUUAGAACUAAUUUAGUAAUUAACAAAGUAGAUAGGAGUAAAGAGUUGAUUGGUAAAGGGUAUUCGGACAUUGACGUUGCCCAGUUAAAAGACACUAUUACGACAGACCGAAGAACCGGAAAGGUGCUUAGCAAGAAGAUAACGGGUGGAAGUAGCCGAAAACUAUUACUUUUCCUUAAACCUUCCAAAAACCAUUCUUCAACUGUUUAUUUCCCGCCUGACAAAAUAGAAAAAGCCCAGCAAAAUUCAGUUCGCAAAGUAAUUAAAAGUUUGCUUGAAAAUCAGUCAGCAAAAUUAGAAAGAAUUCAGAAUUAUGACAUUUAUAUUUUGCGAGUAGAUAGCAGUCAUGAUGGCGCUGGACCAUCCUCAGGAGUAGCCCAUUAUUUAGCUCUUUAUAGUGCCUUAAACAAAGUACCUUUGCCGAGCAAUCUGGCUUCAACCGGAACUAUUAAAGGAACGAAAGUGGGAGCGAUAGGAGGCUUGCAACAUAAAUUAGAAGCGUCGGUGGAAAAUGGAAUAGAUAUUUUUAUCCUUUCUCACAAAAAUAAAAAGUCAACAAAUCAAGAAGAAAGUUUUGAUGACACUCCUCAUAAUGUCGAAAAUAAAAUUAAACAAGUUCAUUUUAUUAGUCAAGUCGACCAAAUAGAAAUAGCCUUAAACGAAAUAUUAGAUAAUACUGUUAAAGAAAAAGUUCACAUUUGCAACAAAGACAAAACUCCAGACGAGCAACCAGAAAAACCCGAACAACGCGAGCCACCCGAAAAACCAGAGCAGCCAAAUUCCAAAAUUACUUCCGAGCAACUUUUAAGUUUAAUUACUGAAUUAAACAUUAGAGAAAAAGGGAGAGGAACCAAAGGAAGUAUAAGUCUUCAAAAAGAAUAUGAGGAAAAAAUUGCCGAACUCUCUAAACCAAGAAAUCCGAACCAAG
Molecule: messenger RNA, 1681 nt
Organism: Funneliformis geosporum
Lineage: Eukaryota; Fungi; Glomeromycota; Glomeromycetes; Glomerales; Glomeraceae
Source: the annotation of a GenBank genome assembly